Oikopleura dioica is the source of this 516-nucleotide messenger RNA. Lineage: Eukaryota; Metazoa; Chordata; Appendicularia; Copelata; Oikopleuridae. The record is from the annotation of a GenBank genome assembly.
AUGUUCGCGCGUGUGACGGAUGGAAAAGAGGUGGAUGUCGAUUCUUUGGUCGUGGAAUUGACCGAUGCGCGCUUUCAAAUCGAUGGCCUUUCGACUAGACAACUCUUGCUCAAAGAUGCAAAGCAUAUACAGGCAGAUAAGAACAGGUCCAUCUUUGCGGCUACUCUUCACUGCGACUUGGGUGAAUUUUUGGCCAAAGAAAAUACCUGGAAGGAAAUCAGUGAAUUCUACAAUUCCGAAGAGUGCAAAAGCGCCGAGAUCUUGCUCCUAAUGGGAACAGUUGCUGACGGUACUAAUCGAGGGUUUGGCUGGUAUGCGCCGAAAAUGGGCGGCGAUUUUUCCGAAAUUUUCACCGCCUGGCAGGAUUCGAUCGGAUCGUGGAAGAUGGGUCCAUAUGAAAAACUCGCGAUGCUACCAGCUGGCGCCGGGGCGAGAACCAUUUCUGGCGCAGAUGGAAAAGUCGUUUCGAGAAAAAAAGCACUGCCAAUUUUUAUUCCCUGGUUCAAUUCUCUUUGA